Podarcis lilfordi (Lilford's wall lizard) is the source of this 265-nucleotide messenger RNA. NCBI's taxonomy places the organism in Eukaryota, Metazoa, Chordata, Lepidosauria, Squamata, Lacertidae. The record is from the annotation of a GenBank genome assembly.
AUGCCGUCGCAGACUUGUCUCUUCCAGUCUUCUGCCAGACAUCUUGUCCUGGGCAGCCAAUGGGACCUGGGCAAUGAAAAAGCACGUGUGAAUUCUUCAGAGAACUUUGAUCUGAUCUGUUCACAAUACUUUGAUUCGCUGCCAUCGAGGCUGACGAAUGAGGAGAGAAAUAUAAUCCCAAAGCAAAACAGAUCUAUGCAUUUGGUCUUUCAGCAGAAGUUGGCGGCAGAUCCUGGAAUGCACAAUAUUAAGAAAAUUUAUCUUG